AUGUAUCACAGUAUUAUAAUUUCUAAUAUAUUAAUGGAAGUUGGUUGUAAGUACUUAUAUUCAUGGAUAUAUUAUGAACUUAAGUCAAAUAAUAAAAAUGAGCACACUAAAACUCUUUAUGACCGCGUGACCAACAAAUAUGGUAUAGAGUUAACUGGCAUUCAGUUUUGCAAAGAUUAUAAAGAAGAAAUUAAUGAUGAACAAAUGUUUAAACUGAGUUUCUUGAAUGAAUUGUAUAAAUGUCAUAAUGAUAUGCAUGAUAUUAUAAAAAACAGAAAGGACGAAGUUAUUUGUGAAGCGUUAAAAAAUAUACUGAAUGAAUAUAAAACAAAAUUUGAAGAACGUGUUGCAGUCAAAGAAACAACUGAAAAUAUAAAGAGUUCAGUACAAAGCAUUCCAACAUAUAAAAAUAAUAUUAAAGCAGCUAUAAUAACUACAAUUAUCGUAAUGCUCUUAAUAUUCCUUUUUAUUUUUUUAGUUUUUAAGUUUGCGUCAAAUUCUUCAUAUUUUCAGCAAAAAUUACAAAGGAUGAGAAAUAAAUGGAAAAAUAUUGAUAUUGUAUGUUCCAUAUUGAAACAAUCAGAAAUAAACAGAAAUAUUUCAUGGAAUAAUAGAUAUAAUAUAUCAUAUAAUAUUGACUAA
This is a messenger RNA of Plasmodium gonderi, 642 nucleotides long. RefSeq names its product variable surface protein. Bases 1 to 642 code for a protein of 213 amino acids. Lineage: Eukaryota; Apicomplexa; Aconoidasida; Haemosporida; Plasmodiidae. The record is from RefSeq and is a predicted model, not a curated record. The transcript has 3 exons.